AUGGCUUCAUCCGACGAGGACAAGAAGAUUGUGCUGUACCACUACUCCGCCUCGCCCUACGCGAAGCGGAUCGUGUGGUACCUAGCUCUCAGAGGCAUCCCCUAUGUCCAGUGUAUGCAACCACCAGUCCUCCCCCGCCCAGACGUAUCAAAACUAGGCCUCAACUACCGCCGCAUCCCCAUCCUCGCCAUCGGCCGCGACGUCUACCUCGACACGCGCCUCAUGCUCCGCAAGCUGGAACAACUCUACCCUUCACGGCCCCGCCUCGGCGCCACCACCCCCGAACACGCAGCCGUAGAACGCCUCCUCGAAGCCCUCAUCAUCGACUCGGUCUUCUCCAACGCAAUCAACGUCCUGCCCACGAACCUACCCAUGCUCAAGGACCCCAAACGCACCUGGUUCAAGGACCGCGAGGACUUUGUCGGCGGCAAGCUCUCCGCCGAGACGAUAGAGCGCGGACGGCCCAACGCCGUCAACGAGAUCCGCCGCACCGUGGCGCUCCUCGAGACGACGCUGCUCGCCGACGGGCGGGACUGGGUUUCCGGCACGGGGAGCCCUUCGCUGGCGGAUAUCGAGGCCGUGUGGCUGCCGCAUUGGUUAGCUUCUCUCCCUGGCGCGCUGCCGGCGGAGCACGUUUCCAAAGAGCAGUUUCCCAAAGUCUUUGCCUGGAUCGAGCGCUUCCAGAAGACGACCUCGGACGCUAGAAAGGCAGCUGGGAAGGUGGCGACGGUGUCGGGCGACGAGGCGGCGGAGAUCGUCGUCUCGUCGUCGUAUCACGAAUCAACUACGGGAGGAGUCGACGCCAAAGACUUGCUGGUGAUGGCGCAGGAUCUCAAGGCGGGCGACGAGGUGAUCGUCUGGCCCGCCGACACGGGCGCCUCGCACAAGGACACGGGGAAGCUCGUCGGCCUCGACGGGGAUGAGGUCGUCUUCGAGGUCACCGGGCCCAAGGGUACCUCUGUGAGGGUUCACGCGCCGAGGCAUGGGUUCCGGGUGGAGAAGCUGGAGAGGUAUAACGCGCGCACCGGGGCGGCCGCGAAGCUGUGA
Messenger RNA from Colletotrichum costaricense, 1047 nucleotides. RefSeq names its product glutathione S-transferase. The transcript is spliced from 2 exons. The record is from RefSeq and is a predicted model, not a curated record. Lineage: Eukaryota; Fungi; Ascomycota; Sordariomycetes; Glomerellales; Glomerellaceae. Bases 1 to 1047 code for a protein of 348 amino acids.